GCGCGCCAACCGCACUCGGAAGGAUCUCGGCGCCGGUUUCGUCCUGCGAUCAGAGGCGCUGCUCUCUCGGCGUCGUCUCGGAAUUGCCGAUAAGGACCUUGGAUUUAUUCGGUGCGAUUUAAUUGAUAGUGUUUGUACCCGCGAGAUGUGUUCGCCUGUUUCGUAAAAAUUUGUGCCAAGCGAUAAAAAUGGUUGAUAACAGUUGCGUUAUCGAAGGGACUGUUAAAUUCCGCGAUGGGAAAAAGUGGAAAUCGAGAUGGUGCGUCAUGAGGAAAUUAUCACCAGUUGCAGACUGUUUACACCUGCAGCUCUACAGAGACUCCAAAGAUAGGUACAAACAAGGCCAAACCAAAGCAUCCCUUUCUCUGGAACAUUUCCUCGGCCUGGAGACUGGUUUUACAUUAGAUAAGGAAUCACAUACGGUAGCUAUAUUAUGCCAGGACGUCGUCGUAGUACUCGCCUUCGACAAUCGGGAGAGGCUCAUGCAAUGGCAGGUGAAAUUAAGUUCGCACCUGAACGACGGACCCCACUUCCUGGUCCUAGUGUCUUCCUCGCCGUCGAAGUCCCGGCUGCCCCCGGGCCCGGCCCGCCUCCACGUCCAGGAGCGCGGCUUCUGUCUGACGACGGGAGUGCCGCCGCGGGUGGCCGGUCAGUGGCUUAUUAGUAAUUUAAGGCGCUACGGCGUGGUGGAGGGCCGGUUCUGCUUCGAAGGCGGCUCCAGGUGCAUCAAGGGCGAGGGCCUCUACGUGCUCCUCACCGACCAGGGCGAGGAGAUAACCACCACGCUGAGGGCGGCUUCCGUAGGGAAUCUGCAUGCGUCGCGGCGCCGGCCUGUGUCUAGAAACAUGUCGGUUAUGGAUAGUCCUCGUCGAGGUCCUAUGAGAGCGACGGGAGGUAUCGGGCUCGAAUUGAGCGAAUCUUCUUUGAUUUCUCGCGCAGACUCCCCCUAUACCGACAUGGAAAGCAAUUAUGGCUGUGGUGAUAGUAUAUCAAACGAUGGUUGGGGUCCGCCGCCUAUCGAGCGAUGCAUGAGCUGUAUUAGUAAAUUAGGUGCAAUGUCUAGGUCUUCGACUGCUACUGUGACCAUCGAAACGCCCUGUUGGGAGCACAUCUGCGAUCGCCAUUCGAUCAGCAGCAGCUCCGACAGCAGCGGCUGGAGCCAGGCUGUUACCAAACCACCGGCUAGACCUCCGAAGCCCGGCACCGGGUCUCCUAACGUGAAAAAACCCGCCGCUCCGCCGCCUCAACCGUCCUACGAUAAUUACGACAUUCCUAAAAUACCUUACCCUGUGGAAUCAAAAGCCGAGGAAUUGUACGAUACACCGCGUAAAAUAAAGGAAUGCAUUCAAGGUUUCGGGUUCGAUACGGUGCAGAAACCUUGCGGUUGCGUGGUGAGGAUUCGCCAGCCGGAGCCCGACAGGCCGUGCGUCUGCCAGCGCCUGAUGUCCUGCUGGUCCGGCCCAGAAGACGUCCACGCCAUCUACGCCACGGUGGACUACUCGAAGAAGACCCACCGCCAACAGCCGGUCGCCACGGCGGCGAAUUACGCCAACCUGGCGCCGGCGCCGACAACGACCACGGCUCCGACGUCCACCAAUUACGAAAACAUGGAAUUUGCUCAAACCCUCCAACUGUACGAGAACAGCAAAGAGAUCGCCGACAAGGCGAAAACGUUGUGCACGAAGUGCGGCCACGCUCAAGAAGACUACCUCAUGAUGGAGCCAUCGAAUAAACCGUCGCAACCCCAUCCCGGCUACAUACCGAUGUCGCCGGCCGUCAAACAACGAUUAGGCAAAAUCCUGUCCAAUAGCAAUCCGAAUUUGGGUCCGGUUCUGGACCGGUCCAACAAACCAUCCGGCUCCUCCAUGCUGCAAGGCACCAUCUACCAGCGCAAGCAACUCCUAGACAACGUCGAUAACUUGGACGUAAGAAGGAAGCGAUCGAACUCCGCGGAUUCCUCGACCAGCCGAUUCGAGCCCGAACCGGAGCCGGACACGUCGCCGUGCCAUUGCAACCACCAAACCAUCGCCGUGCGUCGCUCCUCCUCGGUCCCGUGCAAGUCCAACCGCGACUCGUCGAGCUCCAACGAUUCGGGCGUGUUCGAGCUGCCCCGGAAACAACCCGCCUGCGCCAACCAGACGCUGCCCAGGCGAUCCAAGUCGUCGGACCCGCUCCGCGACCUCACGUUCCAGUUCGCCAAGAGCGAGGCGAAGUCGGCGAGCGCCGAGGCCGAGGUGCCGGUGUGCCCGAACGGCUCGACCAGCAGCGGCACCUCCGACAUGUCGGACUACUUCGAGACGCUGUCGCUGUCGUCGCACAGCUCCGGCGACGCGCCGCCGCCCAGCUGCACGCUGAGGCCGCGCUCCGGCAACGAAUAUCUGACGAUGCAAAGACUUAUCGCGCCCGUGCCCGAGGAGCGACACUAAACUAGUCUACUUAGAAGCAAUAAAUUUUUGGAUAGUAUUCUAGUACAAUAUACAUAUUACUAAUAUUAUGUCUGUAACCUUUUUUCUGUAUAAAAGUAUUUACUUUAUAAAAUAAAUUAUUCAUCAUU
Messenger RNA from Phyllotreta striolata, 2554 nucleotides. The record is from the annotation of a GenBank genome assembly. Lineage: Eukaryota; Metazoa; Arthropoda; Insecta; Coleoptera; Chrysomelidae.